This is a messenger RNA of Bursaphelenchus xylophilus (pine wood nematode), 4987 nucleotides long. NCBI's taxonomy places the organism in Eukaryota, Metazoa, Nematoda, Chromadorea, Rhabditida, Aphelenchoididae. The record is from the annotation of a GenBank genome assembly.
AUGCCUCGAUGGCUAAUGACGACACAGCCCUCGUCUUCGCCCUUAACCGGUUGUCUGAGCCCAGUGAUGGACCCAUUCCUGGCGACCCGACCCCCAACCCAUCCCGCCACGUUCGCUUAUGAUCAGCACCAGAUGCAGGUGGGGUUUUGGGCACGAGUUUUGGGGAUUGCGCAAAUUUUUGAGGGAUUUUUUGGAAGGAUUUAAUUUUUUUGGUUUUUUUGAUGGAAAAAAUCAAUUUUGAACAAAAUCUUUUAAUGCAAAUGGAAGAUAAGACUGUCUGGAAUUAUUUUAAAUUUCAGUUUUUGAAUUUUGCAAUCUUUAAAUAAGAAAAAAAUUUAAUUUUUUUAGCAAAAAAUCAAAAAUAAAUUGGAUUUUUCGAUUUUUUCAACAAAAAAUCAUUUUAAAAAAAAAAUUUUAUGAAACAGAAACUCAAGCUCACUUUUUGCCACCGAAUUUUUUAUUUUUCCAAAUUUCAGUCGGGUCCAUCUGGUAUGAACCUAAAAAUCGACCGUAAUUCCCUGGCCACACCCUCUUCCUCGAAUCCGAAUCAAGAUCCUUGCGCUCAAGUGGUUCAGGUGCUCCUCUGCUAUCAUCAAGUAAGUCAAAUGUUACAUUUACUUUGCAAUUUUAGGGCGGAGAAGACCCGGAUUUCAUAAAAAAAGCGAUCGAAAGUCUGGUGAAAAAGUUGAAGGAUAAACAACGGGAGUUGGAUGCGUUGAUCUCGGCGGUUACGUCCAGUGGAAAACAAGCCACGUCAUGUGUCACCAUCAAUGUAAGAUUACAAUUUAUUACGUAAUAUUUUGGAUUUUCUUAUCGAAAAUAUUUUGAUUUCGAAAUGAUGACAAAACUGGCGAUGACAAGGGCGAUUGGAAUUUUUGAAUUAAAAACAUACUUUAUCAGUUGUGUUUACUCCGGAAAUGAUAAAAGGUGAAUUACUGUAGAAUUUGGUGGAAUUUUUGUAUAAAAAGAUAGCUCAGGAACUUCCGAUGGCUUCGAAUUAAAUUUAAAACUGAUUUUGCAAGGAUAAACUGGGAUUCUAAGAAGUUAUAGAUAGUAAAAGACAAGGAAGAAAAGAUAUCAUUACCUACAACGAAAUGCCUGGUGCUCAAAGAGGAAUGCUCAGAUUUACUCAAAAUUUGGUGUGUUGGCUCUAAACUAACCAAGAAUCAUUUUCUAAAAGUUUCAGAUCUCGGUCUUCAGCGCAAGCCGAGUUACAAUAUUUUCAACGAGAGAGCACGCAAAAUGAGGAGAGUCAGCCAGACAAAAAAAUGCGUUUGCCAAUAACUUUUUCACUUCUUUACGCAAGAUUUUCAUCUUCUCUAGAAACAUAUACUAGUACUUUAGCAGUAGAAAAUAGCAUAGUAAUCGUUCUAUUUACCAAUUCCCCUCAAAAAAUCCAAAAAAAUAAUCAAAAUGUCUUUAGCGAUCGCUGGAUGGUCGAUUACAAGUCGCUGGUCGAAAAGGUGUCCCACACGUGGUCUACACACGAAUUUGGCGUUGGCCCAACGUCAGCAAGAACGAGUUGCAGAAGCUUCCCGUCUGCACAACCCCUUCGGAUCACCCCGACUUGAUCUGUAUAAACCCCUUUCAUUACGACCGAAUUGUCUCCUCCUCCAUUGGCAACAUCGAUAUGAACUCGUUGCGGAUGGACGGAGUCGGUCAGUGUAACAGCAACCAGGAUGUGGACAUGUGUGUUCAGAAUUCGCCGGAAAUGGCGGAGCAAAAAGACUCGAUUAAACCCUUCCUCAUGUACGGCCCACAUCAACAGCCUUCGUAUGUGGUGUCGCAUUUGCCGACCGGCGAUACGAUAAGCACAACGACUAUCCCGUCGUUUAUGCAACUCUCUCCCACGGAGAACAAGGAAAUUCAUUGGAAAUCGAGGGAUUACGGGAAUCAGGACUUUCCGUCGGGAUCCAAAGAAAAUGGAAACAACUUUGGAAAUCAGCGCUACAACUCGUUGCGAUGUAACUUGAGUAGAGUCAGGAUACCGAAUACUAGUCGUAAGUUUAUUUUCAAGUAGAAUAUUGCAUAACCCAAGGUUUUUGGAAAAGAAUUUGAGAGUUUAUAUUAUAUUAUAUAAAAGAUGGCAUACAGUAGUGGGUUCUAAACUUCAAAGGCCUAUAUUUCGAUGGUAUUUGUAAAAUACGUUCUGUGAAUACUUGCCAGCACUUAUUGUCCUAUAGACUGCAUAUAUACCAAGAUUUGUGUUAUUAUUCGUAUUCAGCCAUAAAAUAUAACAAUUUUUAUAUUAACGUACCCAGUGCAAUAUGCUGAUGACAAAACUGAUAUAAGAAGCAUGCGAAUAAAGCAAAAUUAAACAAGUUGUGAUUUUUAGAUUCUUUUUAGACGUCUGUAGCUCCAACAGCUUUAUUUUUUGCAAAAAUAUCUGCCUAUCGCAUCAAAAUUUCAAGUACAAUAUCAAAAGUCUGAACCAGCGUAAAGUUCGAAAAUUUCAGCAGUUUCCCAUUGGUGUUCGAUUUCCUACUACGAGCUGGACACACAAAUUGGCCAGACCUUCAAGGUUCCUCGAGAUCAAGCCGAGGUCACCAUCGAUGGGGGAAUGGACCCGGCCGGGGCAAGACUUGGCCGUUUUUGUCUCGGCGCCCUCUCCAAUGUACAUAGAAGUGAGGCAUCCGAAAAAGCAAGGUGGGUAAAAUACGACGCAAGCAGUUCUCGAGUUAAAAUUAUUUUUUGAGUUUGAAAUUAUACUACAGUAGACCCUCAACUGAAAUUUUUGAUGAUUUUUCAAAUUUUAGGAUUCAUAUUGGCCGAGGGAUCAAAAUCAAACAAACCCAGGAUGGGAACGUCUAUCUGACCUGUUUGUCGCAGAAAGGAGCGUUCGUUCGGAGCUAUUUCCUCGACUUUGAGCAUGGGUUGGUCUAUGGCAGCACGGUGCACAAGUUUAGUAUCGGCGCGGAGAAAAAGGUAAAUUUUCGUAGAGUUUGUAGCUUAUUUGGUUCAAUUAUGGCUCGAAAUUUGUCGCAGUUGGACGAUUGGAGAAAAAAAUUAUUUUUCUUCCAUGUCGAAGUUAGGAUAAUCGAGGGUGCUGAUUUCGAAAUGGCACUCAUUUUUUGAUUCUUACUUUUUUCCUUAACUAGUACUGUAAAGUAGUAAUUUUUAAAUUUUUUUCAUAAAUACUGGAUUUAGGGGUUUUUGAGGGUGCUGAUUUCAAAAAUCAUGUUCGUUUUUUACUUUUUUCUUAAGUAGUACUGUUAAGUAGUAAUUUUAAAAAAAAUUUCCAAAAAUACUGGAUUUAGGGGGUUUCGAAGGUGCUGGUCUCGAAAAUUAUGUUAAAUUUUUCUCUAGUACUAAAUAGUACUAUCUGAUACUAUGUAGUACAAGGUGUAAAUUUGGCCUUUCGGUGUUAGUGGUGUUGUUCUGGUCCUUGGUACUCCUAUUUUCACUUCGUACUACAUAGUAUCAGAUAGUACUAUUUAUUUAGUACUAGAGGAAAAGUUAACAUAAUUUUUGAGACCAGCACGUUCGAAAACCCCUACAUCCAGUAUUUCCGCAAUUUUUUUUUAUUUAUGGAAAAAUUCAAAAUUACUACUUUACAGUACAGGGUGGGCCACUCGAAACGGGUAGGUUUUUUCUUUAAAUUUCUCCGCGGAGACUCCGCCAAUUUUCCCGAAAUUUAGAUUUUUCUGUAGCUGAGACCCGCCAUUUUUAACCGGUUGAAUUUGAAAAAAAAUAUAUUUUGAAUUGACCUUUCUAUGCCUUCCCAAAGUUUCGAAGAAUUAUUUUCGGGCCGAAACCGCUAAAACUUGGAAAAUUUUUGGAAUUAUUUCGAAAACUUGGUCAUUUUUUCGAGUUUUUGGGUGAAAUUUUCCAAGUUUUGCCUCAGAUAACGAUAAAAUAUUGUCGUAAAAACAAUUUUAUUUAACGACCUGAUUAUUAAUAUUUCUAUCUGAGUCCGAAAUGCCCAUUUCCUCUCGCAGCACAAACUUGUAGGAGCUUUGAGAGUCAUGAGAGUCGUGAACAGCUCGAAUUGCAGAUCGUGAACAUCGUCUAUCUUUAAUCGGGCUGGGCUCCAAGCUUCAAUGACUUGGAGCUGGGGCUCGUUGCCAAUUGUGUGGACUUUUGCAAUCUUUUUGAAAUCUUGUUUUUUUUUUGAAUGUUCGUGCCCUAAUGGUAAUACAAACAACCCUCUUGUGGCUUUCAACUUGCUUUUAAACAAGUUUAAGGCGAGCACUAGCAACUUUUUACUCCGCGAUUUCCCCCAAAAAAGCCAAAAAUUUUCCAAGUCCGAGAAAGUCAAUUGAAAAUCAUUCCAAAAAUUUUCAAAGUUUUAGCGGUUUCGGCUCGAAAAUAAUUCUUCAAAAUUUUGGGAAGGCAUAGAAAGGUCAAUUCAAAAUAUAUUUUUUUCAAAUUCAACCGGUUAAAAAUGGCGGGUCUCAGCUACACAAAAAUCUAAAUUUCGGGAAAAUCGGCGGAGUCUCCGCGGAGAAAUCCAAAGAAAAAACUUACCCGUUUCGAGUGGCCCACCCUGUACUACUUAAGGAAAAAAGUAAGAAUCAAAAAAUGAGUGUUAUUUUCGAAAUCAGCACCCUCGAUUAUCCUAAUUUCGAGAUUUGCAUGGAAGAAAAAUAAUACUUUUCGGUUUCCCCAAUCGUACUUUUCCCCAAUGGUCCCAGUUCCAAAAUUUUUACAGUAACCUUUUAAAAAAAAUUUUUUCCAGAUCUUCGACCUCCGCUGGGCCUUUUCCGAAAUGUGCGAGCAGCGUCAAAGCGCACAACUUGCGGUCGCUGCACAAGCCUACGCGGUCGCCGGGAUUGGUCAGAACGCCGUAGCGCCCUCUGUAUUAGAGCGAGCGGGGACUGGAGUGGACGAUUUGCGACGAGUCUGUUGCACUUUGGCCAUCAGUUUUGUGAAGGGUUGGGGCACCGGCUACAACAGAUCCACCAUAAAGGAGACGCCCUGCUGGGUGGAGGUUCAGUUGCAUCGACCGCUGCAACUGCUCAACGGGAUUUUGAGGAAAACUGAGUGA